This is a messenger RNA of Jatropha curcas, 1515 nucleotides long. Its product is annotated as epidermis-specific secreted glycoprotein EP1. Gene Ontology annotation, biological process: recognition of pollen. NCBI's taxonomy places the organism in Eukaryota, Viridiplantae, Streptophyta, Magnoliopsida, Malpighiales, Euphorbiaceae. Gene Ontology annotation, cellular component: plant-type cell wall. The record is from RefSeq and is a predicted model, not a curated record.
AACAACCGAAUCGAAAUGUUUCCAAGUCAACAUUUUCUGCUCUCUCUUUCUUUCUUCUUCUUCUUCUCCUUCAUAGCUCAUGCUUCUGUUCCUCCCUCUGCCACCUUCAAGUACGUCAAUGAAGGUGAUUUUGGUGAAUAUAUCGUCGAAUAUGAUGCAAAUUACAGAGUCUUAGACCCAUUUGCUCAACCAUUCCAACUUUGUUUCUAUAACACUACUCCUAAUGCCUUUACUCUUGCUUUGCGUAUGGGUACUGUUAGAUCUGAGUCACUAAUGCGAUGGGUUUGGGAAGCCAACCGCGGCAACCCAGUUGGCGAAAACGCCACUCUCACCUUCGGAACAGAUGGAAAUCUUGCCUUGGCCGACGCUGAUGGCCGGAUUGCUUGGCAAACCAACACCUCCAAUAAAGGGGUCGUGGGGUUCAAGUUAUUCUCUAACGGUAACAUGGUUCUCCAUGACAAGAACGGUAAAUUCAUUUGGCAAAGUUUUGAUUAUCCAACUGAUACACUUCUAGUGGGUCAGUCGUUAAAACUUGAGGGUCCUAACAAACUUGUGAGCAGAGCUAGUGAAAAAGAAAACAAAAAUGGUGCAUACAGUUUGUUUAUGGAGGAUAAGACUUUAGCCAUGUAUUAUAAAAGCCCAAAAGCCUCAAAACCUUUACUUUACUUUUUAUUUAAUGAUUUACUGAGUGUCGCAAAAGGUCCUUUGAAGCGAGUAACGUUUUUAUCAGGUUUGGAAUUAGAAUACGAGGGUGCAAAGUCGUUUGGAGGUACUUUAACUCUUAGAAGGCCUAAAUACAAUAUGACACUGUCAUAUUUGCGUUUGGGAAUUGAUGGGAACCUUAAAAUCCAUACUUAUGAAGAUAAUGCAGAUUGGAGUGCUUGGCAAGUGACUUACACUCUGUUUUCUAGAGAUUCUUGGGAAACAGAAUGUCAAUUGCCUGAAAGAUGUGGGAACUUUGGGGUAUGUGAGGAAGACCAAUGUGUUGCUUGUCCAUCACCAAAAGGAUUGUUGGGUUGGAGUAAAAAUUGCCAGCCAGCAAAGGUAAAUUCUUGUGGGUUAAAAGAUUUUUACUAUUAUAAACUUGAAGGAAUUGACCACUUCACUGCAAAGUAUACUAAAGGAGAUGGACCCAUGAAGCAAGAUGCUUGUAGCAGUAAAUGCAGUAAAGAUUGCAAGUGUUUGGGUUAUUUUUACCAUACACAAUCUUCUAGAUGUUGGAUUGCUUAUGAUUUGAAGACCUUGACAAGAGUUGGUAAUUCAACCCAUUUGGCCUAUAUUAAGGCACCAAACAAGUAAUUGAAUAACUGGAGCAAAAUAAAGAGAAGACUAGCUAUUGAGUGAUUGAUUACUUCCUUUUUGCCUUUGAAAUUGAGUUUUUUUUUUUUUCCUUUUUUCUUUUGUGUUUUUUGUUCUCUUUAGUUCAAGUGUAAUAAUGUUUGUCUUCCCAUUUCUACUAGGAAAGCUACUUCUCUUUUUCGGUCUGUGUAAUAAUAACAUUUGGAAUUUCUUAUA